AUGAAAUAGAAGGAAAAUAAUGAAUUAGAUGAACUUCUAAUAUUAACUUAGAAAUCUAAAUUAUUAGUACCAUAAUUUAAGCGAAUCCAAUAAUAAUGUGAUUUGUAUCACAUUACAUUAUAUUACUUUUAGUUGUUAAAAACAAAUGGCAAAAUACUCAUGUCCUAAAUGUAAUAAGAUGUAAUGUUCAUUGGACUGUUAUAAAACUCAUAGUGAAACAUGCACAUAAUCAUUUUAAAAGGAACAUGAGAUAUAGAAAAUGAAAGGCAUGAAGGCUUCUUUUGAAGAGUAAAUUGAAAUGAAAAAAACACUUAAUAAAUUAUAUGAAGAAGUAAAUUAAGAAUUUAAUAAAGUCAAAAGAUGAAAAUAUUGUUCCAAUGAAUGAAGAAGAGAUAAAUGAUAGAUGGGAUGAAUUAUAAGAAUUAUGUGAAUAAGGGAAAUUAAAUUUAGAUUAAUUGACAUUAGCUGAAUAACAUGAAUUUGCAAAAUUUAUAUAAGAAAUGGUUAUUUAAGAACCUUGGAUUCCAUGGUGGGAAGUUAAUGAUGUAAGCAUUAUUGAUUAAUAUAAAAGGGAGUAUUUUCAUUAUAUGUAGAUGAAUUAGAUUAAAAUUAAAAGACAAAUAAAGAAAUUCAUUAAAAUUCUUAUCUAGAUUUUAGAUCUACCUUGAAAUAGAAAAUUUAAACUGUAGUACCAUUUAAUAAAUUAUGCAAAAUUUAACAUGAAGAUUUAAGAAAUCAUCUAUUUAAUUUAAUGUAAUUUUUACAAUUAUAUAAAUUUAGUGCUUCUAUAUCAAUAAUAGCUAAGGUUCUAGAUGGAGAUAUUAUUGAAUUAAAUAGAGAAUUCUAUAAUAUGUUUACAAUGCUUAGCUAUACUAUGGAUGAUAAUACUUCAUUAAUUGGAAAUUUAGAUCUCUCAUAUAAAAAAUUGAAAGAACAUGCUCAUAAAGUAGAUAAGGGAUUAAUUUUACCAUUUAUUAAUAAAGAGGAUCUAAUUAAAAUAUUCUCUAACAAAUUUUUUGUUGUUGAAAUUUUAUUUUAUGCAUAUGAUGCUAUUCAUUCAAUUGAACAUUAAGCAUAAAAUGAAGAUAAUAGUGAUUUUGUCGAAAAUAAAAAAUUGAUAAAAACAUUAAAUUUGAAAAAAUAAAAAUUGCUGUUUUAUAUUUCUUAUGCUUUAUCAAAAAAUCAUGAAUUCUAUUAGUAAAUAAGAACUUAGAUCAAAGAAUUGAAUGAGUGA
This is a messenger RNA of Paramecium pentaurelia, 1234 nucleotides long. Lineage: Eukaryota; Ciliophora; Oligohymenophorea; Peniculida; Parameciidae. The record is from the annotation of a GenBank genome assembly.